Messenger RNA from Lampris incognitus (smalleye Pacific opah), 1752 nucleotides. RefSeq names its product protein naked cuticle homolog 2. The record is from RefSeq and is a predicted model, not a curated record. NCBI's taxonomy places the organism in Eukaryota, Metazoa, Chordata, Actinopteri, Lampriformes, Lampridae. Gene Ontology annotation, biological process: negative regulation of Wnt signaling pathway. Gene Ontology annotation, molecular function: calcium ion binding. The transcript is spliced from 9 exons. Gene Ontology annotation, cellular component: cytoplasm. Bases 190 to 1260 code for a protein of 356 amino acids.
CAGCGGUCCAUGUGUCACCUAUAACGCCUGCCUUUGCUACAGACAUGGCUUCACCACUUCAUCUCUCGCCAUGGGAAGGGCAUUUUCAUCGUUUCCCGAUUUAGGGCGAAGAUAGGUGGGCAUUUUGAAAACCGAGAGGAAAACAACAACAACAACAACAACAACAACAACAACAACAACAAGAGGAAUAUGGGUAAACUCCAGUCCAAACAUGCGUCCAAACGCAGGGAGAGCCCAGAAGGUGGUAGUUUCGCUUCGAACGUGCUCAGCUGUCAGCGAGAGCUGCAACGCAUCCACCCCCCCAAAGUCAAGCUCAAACAGGAGUCGAGUAGGGGAGAACUCCGGGAAGGUUCCCAGCUCGGCCACGGCUGCCAUCUGCAGGUGGCACUGCCACGAGUCAGGGGAUCUGACCUUCGUCCAGUAAACAAACAGACGAAGAAGAAGAACAACCAUGCUGGUGACUCAGAGUGUAGCACGGCGCUGCUGGAGGACGAUGCUCGGCAGGAGUGGGUCUUCACACUCUACGACUUUGACAACAACGGCAAGGUCUCCAAGAAAGACAUGUCCAGUCUUAUGUAUUACAUCUAUGACGUUGUGGAGGCAUCAGCCAAGCAGCCGUACGGAGGCACCACAGCCCUGAGGGUCAAGCUAGUUGUCACCCCUUCAGCCAGCCCAGAUAGGACCCCACAGGCCGUAGCAGCAGACAGGGAGCAGGACACGUCCCAGGAUGUUGGCAGGCCAGACCGGCGGCCAUGUUGUGUGGAUGAAAACACAGAGCGUAGAAACCACUACCUGGACUUGGCUGGCGUCGAGAACUUCACCUCAAAGUUUGACAAUGCAGAAUCCCUCCCCCAGGAGCCCAGACAGGACACCCACUCGUCUGUUCAGCCCCACCUGGUGGCAGGCAGGGAGAACUGCAGCUCAGCUGAUUCCCGAAGAGGCCUCUCUGACAGGAAUGGAGGGGGGCCCAAGUUGGCCAGGUUUCACAGCCAACAUCCCUCCCCAUGGUGCCAUUCUACACAGCCCCAGCCCCCGGUCUACGUCCCUCUGCACCGUAACCACAGUAAGAGGCUCCGCUCUCGGGUGCAGGAGGCCGGAUCCCCCUGUAGACCUCCUGGUUCCCAGCCAGGGGGAGAGAGGGAGAUUUUGUCCAGCCUGCCUGUCUCUUGUGGGGCUUUGGCCCCGUCGAGUAGCCGGCAUGAGCACCACCACCAUCACGAACACCAUCACCACCACCACCACCACUACCACCCUUCAUGACUGCAAUCUCAGCUUCACCCAGGUACUGUCUUUGAUAUCAAAUGGGACUCAUCAGGUACGAGAUUUGUAAUGUGAGCCCCAAGGAUUACAUUUCAUUUCCUGAACCAUCUUGUUUUCAUGUACAGAGACAACAAUCUGACUACACUGUUAUUUAUAUGAUAUAUCAAAAAGGAAAAAAAAACUUAAAGAUGAAUCUAGUCUAAACCCUGAUAAUCUAUUGGAAAAUUUGAUUUGAAUGCUAAUUUCCUUUGAAAGCCCUUUAGACUGACAGUUUCCUCUCAGGUUCUUUUAGAUUACCACUUCAAUUAUAAUGAUAACAUGCGAGUUGCCUUUGCUGUAUAGUGUGCUAUAUAUUUUAGAUCGCUUAUAUUUCAAAAUCAAUAACAUGGUAAUAAACACUAAUUGAACAUUGAGAGUAUGAAUUAUCUCUUAUGUUCGAAGAAACCAAAUGUGUGUACAAAUGAAUUUGGAUGUAAUAAAAUUAUUUUGCUU